AAUGGACAGAAAGAGAAUGUAGAGAUGGAUUCAGGUGGUCUAGUUUUAAAGGCGUCUUCAGGGUUUUUGCCUUCUGGGACUUUGUUGGAGCCUCUGAUUCAAAUAUCCCAUGAAGUUGCUUCAAUGGAGAAGCUUCCAUUUAUACAGGAUGGAAGUGCUCUCUGGGGGAUUAUACUGACUGAGGUUAUUUCCAACCAGUUUUAUGUGCUGGUGAAAGAGAUGAGAAUGGCUCUUGAUAUUCUACCUCUGAGUUUGCUGAAUAUCCUCACCACAGAUAUUAGGGAGCAGGUUGAGCUUUUUCAUAAGCAAGCAAAAAGGGCGGAUUUGUUUGUUGAUCCUAAAGAGCUUCAAAGAAGAGGAGAGCUUCCGGAAAGUCCAUUGGAUCAUGAGGAGGAGAUUAGAAAGCUUGAGGCAGAAGCACAGCAACUGGCAGGUACAGGAGGAAUGAGAAGACCAGAGGAGACAUCAGUCAGAGGCCAUCUGCCUGCUUAUGAUGACAGAAGUAUUGACCACUCUUCAUCAUCUCAAUCAAUGUUACAGAACAUUCCUGAUGAGUUUCGUUGCCCGCUUUCACUUGACCUGAAAAGGAUCCUUGGACAGAAAUUGAUUCAUAUGGCCCUUGUACCAAAUUAUGCAUUGAAGAGUUUGGUGCAUCAAUGGUGCCAGGAAGGUUCAUCUUCAUCCGCCUCGCCAUUGGAGAGAAGUAAUAACCAAAGGGAAACACGUGAGAGUGCUAUUGAUCACAUUUCUGCUGCUAAAGCUGCCAUUGAUGCUGUCAAGAUGACAGCUGAAUUUUUGGUGGGGAAGCUAGCAAUGGGGUCACCAGAAAUCCAGAGGCAGGCAGCUUACGAGUUGCGGUUGCUUGCCAAAACAGGCAUGAAUCAUAGAAGGAUAAUUGCUGAAGCAGGAGCUAUACCUUUUCUUGUGACAUUGCUGAGCUCCAGUGAUCCAAGAAUUCAGGAAAAUGCUGUAACUGCGUUGCUUAACCUGUCCAUUUUCAACAACAAUAAGAUUCUGAUAAUGGCUGCAGGAGCAAUAGACAGCAUAGUAGAAGUUCUACAAUCAGGGGGAACAAUGGAGGCAAGGGAAAAUGCAGCAUCAGCAAUCUUUAGCCUGUCAAUGAUAGAUGACCACAAGGUUGUCAUUGGAGCUCAUCCUAGAGCAAUUCCAGCAUUAGUCAGGCUCCUCCAGGAAGGCCCAGCAGCUGGAAUAAGAGAUGCUGCAACUGCAAUGUUCAAUCUUGCAAGGUAUAAUGCAAACAAAGCAUGCAUUGUGUUAGCUGGGGCGGUACCUUUGCUCAUUGAGCAAUUGAUGGAUGGUAAGGCAGGGAUAACAGAUGAUGCCUUGACUUUGAUGGCUCUGCUUAUAGGCUGUCCCGAAGGGCUGGAGGCAAUAAAGAAAAGUCGAGUACUGGUUCCCCUUCUGAUUGGUCUCUUGAGAUUUGGAUCUGCCAAAGGGAAGGAGAAUUCAAUUACACUGCUGCUUGGGCUGUGCAAAGAUGGAGGACGGGAGUUGCAAGUAGACUACUGAUACGUCCGCAAAGUAUUCCCUCCCUUUAGAUCUUGGCAGCUGAUGGGUCCUUGAAAGCAAGAAGAAAGGCCGAUGCAUUGAUUAGAUUACUGAACAGAUGUUGCUCUCAUUCUCAGAAUCCUGUUGUAUAACAGUGAGAAAACUUCUACAUAGAAGUGUGUAUUUGGGGAUUACUAAAGGGAAUUCUUAUAG
This is a messenger RNA of Rubroshorea leprosula, 1722 nucleotides long. The record is from the annotation of a GenBank genome assembly. NCBI's taxonomy places the organism in Eukaryota, Viridiplantae, Streptophyta, Magnoliopsida, Malvales, Dipterocarpaceae.